Drosophila busckii is the source of this 1644-nucleotide messenger RNA. Its product is annotated as solute carrier family 22 member 21-like. Gene Ontology annotation, biological process: transmembrane transport. Gene Ontology annotation, cellular component: membrane. The record is from RefSeq and is a predicted model, not a curated record. The coding region runs from base 1 to 1644 and encodes 547 amino acids. Gene Ontology annotation, molecular function: transmembrane transporter activity. The transcript is spliced from 4 exons. Lineage: Eukaryota; Metazoa; Arthropoda; Insecta; Diptera; Drosophilidae.
AUGGACUUUGAUAGAGUUCUGGCCAAAUGCGGCAAUAAUCAUCGCUAUCAAUACUUCCUGCUCAGUCUUUACAGCCUAUUGAUUGCCAUGUCGCCUCUUCACCAUUUCUCCCAGAACAUAAUAAACUUUGUGCCAGAGCAUUAUUGCUACCACGAGCAGUUGGUGAAUCAAAGCUUUGCUCAGCUCAAGGCACUUUAUAGUCAAUUUGAGAAACCAUCGUGCACACGUCUAGACUCCAUUGACGCAGCUGGCAAUGUGACGCUUAGUGAGAAGCGCUGCGAUCGCUGGUUCUACAACUACGACAAUGGAUUCAGAAGCAUGAGCACCGAACUUAACUGGGUUUGCGAAUCAAACUACAAGACUCCUGUGGGACAUUCAUUCAACUUUCUGGGAUGUGUGUUGGGCACAUUGAUAUUUGGUUGGCUGGGCGAUCGUAUUGGCCGCAUAUGGCCGCUAAUAGGUGCCAAUCUUUGUGCUUUCGUUGGCGACCUUGCAGCAGUUUUUACUACCAAUAUAACGUCGUUUUCCAUAACACGUUUUAUAGCGGGCCUAGCCAUGGAUGCUGAUACCUAUCUUAUGUAUAUUCUGGUUCACGAGUUCGUCUCACAAAACUUGCGUGUUACUGGUCUGAACCUCAUUAGGAGCACAUCCUAUGCUUUUGGUGUAAUAAUUGCUUGCAUAACAGCCAUAUCCGUGGGACACUGGAAAUUAUAUUUAAUCUGCUCUUCAAUGCCGUUGCUGUUGAUCAUUUCAUUCAAUUGGCUGAUACAGGAAAGUGCUCAGUGGCUUAUCACCCGCAACGACAUUGAAGGAGCCAUCAGGCGUCUAAAAACAAUAGCAAAGUUUAACAAGCGUGUCGUAAAAGAAAAAUAUUUUGACGCUUUUCGCAGCUAUUGCCAGACAAGCAGCACCAAACACACAGCAGAGGAUCAAAAUAAGUUCACUGACAUUUUUAAAACGCCCCAUUUACGCAUCACGAUCAUACGUUUGCUGCUGGUAUUCCGUAGUGUGCAGUUGGUUGGUGUCUCUCCAUAUAUAUCCUUCGCGCUUAGCGCUUUGCCACUGCCUGUGGCAGGGCUUGUCCAGAUGAAGCUUCAGAAGCAAUUUGGAAGAAAAGCGACAUCGACUUCGGCUAUGCUGCUCACCGGACUAAUGGUGGCAGCCAGUGGGAUUACAUUGAGUUUGUCAAAGGAGCCCAGCGUUUACCUAUUGGUCUCAUUGAUGAUGCUCUCGCGUUUUGGCAUGUCCGUCUGUUUUAUUGCCACUCUAUUGUACACCUCAGAGCUGGCGCCCACUUGUGUGCGAUCGCGUGUUAUGGGCACAGGCUUUAUAUUUGGCUCCACAGUGUCCAUUCUAUCACCAUACAUUAUGCAUUUGGGCACCUACAAUCCCGCCGUGUCUUCGAUUAUAUUGUGCCUGUUCUUUUUCAGCAGCGCCUACACAUGCCUCCAUCUCCCAGAGACGCAUAAUCGCAAGCUGCCCAAUACUUUGGCAGAGGGUGAGCAGUUUGGCAAGCAUGAACGUAUGUUUGACUUCCUGCGACGAGCCAAGCCUGUGGAGGACGAGGACGAGGACGAUGAUGAGAAGAGCCCCAGUGCUGAGACACGUAAACAGCUUAUGCCCGACCAAACAAUUAGCAGCUAA